This is a messenger RNA of Acanthopagrus latus (yellowfin seabream), 4077 nucleotides long. RefSeq lists its product as uncharacterized. The transcript is spliced from 4 exons. Gene Ontology annotation, molecular function: protein binding. The coding region runs from base 526 to 1899 and encodes 457 amino acids. The record is from RefSeq and is a predicted model, not a curated record. NCBI's taxonomy places the organism in Eukaryota, Metazoa, Chordata, Actinopteri, Spariformes, Sparidae.
AUUUAGAAGUUGCAUUGACAUUAAAAGACAUAAUAAUAACAUGUUUAAAGUAUUAAAUUAAACUAUAAUAAAUUAAAAUGGGAUAAAAGUUUACUUUGUUCUCAGUGUUCAGGGAAUAGUGUCAAACAUUAAACAUAUUAAAAUAAAAUAAAACUAAUGUGUACAAGAAAAGAAACAAAAUAAAUAAUAAAUAAAUCGAACUCUUCUUUUAGUCUUUUUCCAGCUCUAACAUUGACAUUUGCUCGUUUAAAGAAUUUUUUAAAAAUUUAAUCGGUAUUUUAAUUUUUCUUCUAUCAAACGCGCCUCAACAACAAAUGACAUCAUCAGAGCGCGACGCGUCGCAGCCGCUGCCGUGUAAGAUGAGCUAGCUGCGCCUCAGUUUAAAUAACAACAGUUUAAAUGCAGCUGGCCGCCUUCACACUGGACUGGAACACGGUGGAAGUUCUGGUCUGGUCCAGUCUGAAUGUUCGGGGAUCUUUGACCCGCUCUCUGCUCCCCUGAAGCGGCCUGAGCUCCGGCUGACUGAUGGACGCGCUGCUGCAGCUCCCUCCUGAAGUUUGGGUGUACGUGUUCAGCUACCUGAGCACGGAGGAGCGGCACACGGUGCGCACCUGCUGCAGGUACCUCAAGAAGCUCAUCGACCACUCGUCCCUGUGGCGGGCCGACACGGUGGUUCUGUCCGACCUGCGCCGCUACACCUACGGCUUCUGGGACACGCUGCGCCACCGCAAGCUCACCCGGGUGGCGGUGCGACACCUGCGGCGCAAAGAGUGGCGGCGGCUCGUCAAGUUCCUGCCCUCCCUCACCGCCAUCGUGUUCGUGGACGGGGGUCGGCUGUACAAGGAGAAGUACCUGGACAACCUGAGCAGGUUCCCGGACCUGAGGGAGUUCGGGGUGCGGAACGCCACCUGGGACGAGCCGAUGCUGGGGCGGGGCCUGAGCGAGCAGCUGCGGGACAGGCUGACUCACCUGAGCGUGUGUAACGUCCGGCUCACCUGCACGGUGGAGUUCAUCAACACCGUGUCGAACCUGGUCAACCUUCGGUACCUGCUGUUCCACCAGCAGGGGGAGGGCUACGGGCUGGACACGGUGAGGCCGGUGCCCCGCAGCGUCUUCCACAACCUGCUGCUCCACCUGAAGAAGCUCAAGCACCUGUCCUGGGGGAUGAGGGGGGAGCCGCCCGAGCCGCUGCCCGACGACUACCUGAGCCCCCCGGACCCGGACCAGCCAGGAUCGUCCCGGUACGGCGGCCCGGCUCUCACCACCCUGGAGCUGGUGGAUUACCCAGAAACCAUCCUGCCAGAGAACGCCCUGCGGAGCCUGACGUCACUCAGGUCUCUGACGGUCCGCUACAGGUACAUCAGGGAGGGCAUCGAGUGUCGCCUCCCGUCCUGGCUGAGUCCUCUGCAGCAGCUGGAGACGCUCAGCAUCAUCGGUGGAAACUCCCUCGCCGUCUACACGACCACCAUCCCGUCCAGCGUGAACAGGCUGACGCUGCGUGUGGCCAUCACUCUCAAAGACAUGGACUCCAUCGCUCCCAAGGUCCCGGGCCUCGAGCACCUGGACAUCGAGCAGAACCGAUCCAGCGGCAGCCUCUGCAGACGAAUCCCCAUGUUGUUCCCUCAGCUCAGGACGCUCAGGAUACGGUUUUUCCGUAGAGAACCGGAGAAAGACCUGCUGAGCCUCCACCGGCUGCGUCACCUGGUGCAGCUGGAGCUGCUGGUGGAGCGCUCGUUCAUCCUGAGGGACUACCUGAACGGUCACCCGUGGCCGAGCCCCUGCGUGCAGGAGCUCAUCAACCAGCUGCGAGAGCUGUCGGAGAACAGGAUCAACGUGAUCACGACGAUGCGCCAGAGGAACCCGCUGAGGGAGUGUGACUGUGUGUGGGAGGGCGACUGAGCAGAGGAAGAUCUGGGAAAUUGGAUUUAAUUCCCCCCGAGGAGAGAAGAAGACAGCGGCGGGAACAGAAGCAGGAAGAGACAUCAGAAAGCUGAAGUGACGGCUGCUGCUGGAGCUGCUUUUCUUCACAGAGACGGAUUAAAGAGGCAGAAGAGCCUCAACAUGAGUUAUUAAACGAUGAGCUGAAUAUCAGAGUCGACAUUUUUGGCUUGAGACCCCUAAAAAAAGAAGCACUUGAGUCCAUUAAGGACCCGGUUUACAGGGUGUGUGUGAGUUCAGCAACAUGAUUUAUCAAAGAGGAGAAACAGCCGGUGAGAGAGUUCAGACACAGUCAGAGUAAACGAGUGGAUGGAGCAAAGAUGAACAGAAAUGUAAAUCCUGGUUCUCCUCAUGAAGUGUGACGUGUUGUUGUUGAGCUUCAGCGACGAUGUCCGAGCGUGAGCGACGAUAACAGAGGCCAGAUCAUUCAUUCAGUCAUGGGUCAUUUUAAACAUGUUGUAAAAGAAACUGGAACCACGUAGAGAAGUGAUGUUAUCUUCACAUCAGUGGAGGAAAAAUGAACUGACGUGUGUCAUUUAUCAGUUAUUUAGUGAAUUCUAGUUUAUUUUUUUAUUUUGUAGAGCCAACAGAGCUGAGAAACGAUGGAUCGGGCCUCUGACUAAUGUUCAUAUUCACCGCUGAUUAAUUUUGUCAGUGAAUCGAUUGAAAGAGAAACAGAGAACAAAAUACUGGGGAAACGAUGAUGCUGUCAGAAUUAAUGAAAUAGACGUAAUACUGACUUCAUCAUGGCGGACGGUUAAACAUUUUCUCAAGUUGCAGCUAAAGAUUAUUUUCAUUGUCGAUCGAUCUGUUGAUGAUGUUCUUGAUCAGUCGUUUGGUCAGAAGAUGUUGAUCAGUGUUUGAGGUCCUCAAAUGUCAAAUGUUCUGUGAGUCUCUUUUCUUAAAUAUGACUUAAACCAGUUAAUAGAUUCUCAAAAUAAUUCGAUGAUAAUUCGUCUGCCGUGAGUGAAACAUCGUCUCAAAAAUUAGAAUCACAGGUGCUAAAAUGAAACCAGCAGCUCGUCGUCUCCGUCGUUCGGCUGCAACACUUUGUUUUACGUUUAUUACUACGUUUUAUUUUCACGACUCCCUAUUUGUUGAAGUCUCCAUGUAUUAAUAUCUUCCUUUAACAUUAAAUUAAUUGUCACUUGUGCUGAACUCUGAACCACUUUCCUCCCAAAAACAUGUUGGUGCACCUGGACUGUUUAGAUUUGUAUGAACACAGACUGACGACAGUGUGAACAUCUCUAGUUUUGUUGUAUUUUAUUUGUGUUUCAACCAACAUCUCAUUUUAUGGACAAACUACCUAUUUUCAUUUUCUUUCGAAAUUUUAGUGAUCAGUUGAAUUUUAAAUCUGAUACUGAUGUGAUUUGUCUAAAAUAUACAUUUAUAUAAAUAUUAACAAAUGCUGCAGCUAACGAUCAAUAAACUCAGUAGUUUCACUGAUUAAUCAGUGAAUCAUUUGGUUUGUACCCGUCAGGUUUUUAAAGCCUCACUGGGUGUUUUUAAACUGCUUGUUUUGUCCAACAUGAAAAUAUUCAGUAUUUUUACAGUUUCAGUUUUGCUUUAGUUCAUUUUAAUUUUAGUUUAUUGUAAUUUUGCACUGUUGCCAAUGUUGUGUUGAUUAAACACAAAGUUAUCUAGAUUUGUUCAGUUUAUUUCUCAAGUCUCUGUUUUCAUUUUCUUUUUUCAUGUCAUUGAAUCCAAAUGUUUUUUUUUCAGUUUCUAUUUGAAUGUUUUGAAAGCAGCAAAUAUUCACACUGAGAAUCUGGAACAAACGAUGUUUGUGCUCUCAGUUUUUUUGUAGUUGAGGAUGUAAAAUGUGUUUUAUUUCCCACAAUGCCGUUAAAAUGCAGGUUCUUCUCUCCUUUUAUUCCCUUUUCCUGAGUUUGUUUCUCAUGAAUGAACCCAACAAAGCUUCUUCUUCUUCUUCUGCUUUGUUUGUUUCCGUUUGUCUCAGACUGUUGAAACCAGCUGGAGUCAUGCAGGGCGUUUUUCAACUAACGUUAAAAAAGACUUGAAGAGUGAUUAUUGUUUGUUGAAGCUUUUGUUCGUUGGCUGAAUAAAUGAAAUUCUAAUAUUCUGUUGUAUUAUUUAUAAAAACAAUGAUUGUAAAUUAAAAAAGAAGAAUGAAUUGUU